Molecule: messenger RNA, 1434 nt
Organism: Cooperia oncophora
Lineage: Eukaryota; Metazoa; Nematoda; Chromadorea; Rhabditida; Trichostrongylidae
Source: the annotation of a GenBank genome assembly
AUGCAGAAUGCUAUCCUGUUAGCGUGUCUGUCGGCAUGUGGAGGCCUGGCAGAAGGUUUUGAUGCAAAAGCUAUCUAUGAGAUUUGCCUCAAAAACCGAAAAUGCCUAUGUCAUCCUCAUUAUGUUCUCGCGGUUCAAUAUAUAGCUGGAGAGAUGAGGUCAGCUGGAAAGCAGCUCCAGCUUCUUCACGAUCCACAGGCUUACAAAAGGACAGCGUAUGUUGGACCAAAUGACAUACCGCCUCAUGUUGUACAAUUCGUGAAUGAUUUUAUGAGCGCCACGAACAUUCAUGGGACUGCUACAGCAAAGGAUAUUCGUCAUUUUAUCACUGCUGGUAUACGGCGUUAUCAUAGCACUUCUUUUUGGCCACUUGAAAGAGCUGGUGGCAGUCAAAAACAGCACGCUUCGUUGAAUCGAUCACGACCACCAGAUAAUCUUCAGCCUACUGUGAAACCAGUGAAGAUUGCUCCACAUUUUCGAAGCGACCAGCAGUUCACAGAGCUCACGAGCUCCGUCGGUAACAUCACCUCUCUUAUGAACUCUAGAGCUGGACCUAGAUUGGCUGUGGCUAGCAUGCCCUCAGGUUCUACGAACAGAUGUCCUCUGGUCACGCCUCUGUUCUUAAUUUCUUCUGCUGUUUCUACUGCUGAGGUCACGCCAACAGUGACGCCAACAGUGACCAGCACGCACCCACCUGCUCAAGCAGAGAUGCCUACGAUGCGUCCUGUGGUAGAGCCCGAAAAGAAACAAUUAGGAUGCGUUGUAUGUGGUGAUACGUAUGCCGAAGAGGGAGUCAGGACUUCGUCUACGUCAGAAGUGCACAAUGCGAUUCUUCUUGCGAGCUUGUUGGCAUAUGGAUCUUAUAUGAGAACGGAUUUGAAAACUAUUUAUGACAGUUGUAACGAGGGCAGAUGGACCUUGUGUAAUCGCCAUUAUGUUGACGCGGCACAAUAUAUAAUCACGAUGAUGGAAUCGGCUGGGAAGCCGCUUUCUUAUUGUGAAGGCACCCGAGCUUCUCGGAGUAGGGCACAUGUGACCGUGUAUAGCAUACCGUCUCAGAUCGUGAAAGAAGUGAACGGCUUGAUGAUCACCAUGGGUGUUGACGCUAAUGCGACCGAAAGGGACGUUGCCAAUUUUAUGAAUGGGUUUUUUCGACGAUAUAACUGUAGUGGGUUGCGGCCAAAACGCCCUGCCACCGACAACAGCAGCCAGCCUACAAAUAAUGAAGAGGGCACCUCAUCGAAUCGACCUCUUCCGCCGGAUAAGGCUCCUUCGCCCCCAGAGGAAAACCCUGUGGAUAACCCAGCCUGUUCCUCCAACGAUAUCGCUCCGAGGAACGAUAUGGUGAUUGAAAUAGAGCCAAACAGCACCUAUAUGUUCCUGAGCUCCCAUGACGAAAUCAACUAUUAUAUGGAGUCCGUCGGUGAGACCGAG